Messenger RNA from Rhopilema esculentum, 3460 nucleotides. RefSeq lists its product as uncharacterized. The record is from RefSeq and is a predicted model, not a curated record. Gene Ontology annotation, biological process: mRNA modification. NCBI's taxonomy places the organism in Eukaryota, Metazoa, Cnidaria, Scyphozoa, Rhizostomeae, Rhizostomatidae. Gene Ontology annotation, cellular component: RNA N6-methyladenosine methyltransferase complex.
CAUGAAGUAAAAGCUCUAGAGAUGGGAAAUGGCAGAUUUUCAAGAUGAUUGAAAAGAUGAAAAGCUUGAAGUCAGCUCAACAAAACAAUGUCGAAAACAACAAGGAAAGUCACUGUUGAUACGAAAAAGAAGAGUGUAUUCGACCGGCUUGGUACUGCUGGGUCGUAUGAGGGUGAGAAAAGAAGUUAUGCCAGAGAUAGUGAUCAAUAUGGUAAUAAACACAGGUAUACUCACGACACAGAAAUGAAGAAGAGCAAGAGAGGUUAUUUGGAAAGUGAUGAUGGGGCAUUUCAUGAUGCAGAAGGUUCUGAGAGUAAAAGAGAUAAGCGUAAGGUUCAAGAUGGGGAAAAGUUGAAAAUAGAAUUUAAAAAGGAUCCUGUUUUGAAAAAGAAACAGACAAUUGCAGAGAUUUAUGAAGAAGAAGUUCCAAUGAGAAAGAUCAAGAAAGACAAGGAAAGAAAAGAGAAGGAAAGUCAUUCACACGGAAAAUCAAAAUUGGGUGGAAAUGAAGGUGUGAUGGUGCAGAAAGACGAGCAUGUUAGAAAUAUUCAGCUUAAAGGUGAUGACAAAAAGGAUCGCAAACCAAAAAGUGACAAUAGAGACGAUGAUGAUUCGCAAUCUGAGACCAUGAAUAGGAGACAUAAAAAGAAGAGAAAAUUAGACGAUAGUGAAGAAGAAGUUGGACAUAAGGACAAAGGAGAUCCUGCAUCGAAAAAGAAGAAGAAGAAGAAAGAGAAAACGAAAUAUGAGAGUUCGAGCAGUGAAAGUGAGGAUGAGCGUGAGAAAAAGAAGAAAAUCAAGAAAGAAAAACGAAGAUCAUACGACAGUGAUGAAUCUGCAACUGAUAAAAGGAAGACGAAGAAUUAUGAACACGAAGAAGAGGAAGAUAGAAGGAUUGUUUCAGAUUCCAAGAAGAAGAAAAAGAAGAAGAAAGAGAAAUAUGAUAGUGAAAGUGAGAGAUAUUCUGACAAAGAAGAGUAUUCAAAACGAGAAAAAAGUGACAAAUCGUAUGACGAUGGAAAGUCAAAGAAGAAUCGGAAGACAUUUGAUGAAGAUGAAGGAUCAAGAAAGAAGAAGACUGUGGAAGUAAAGAAGCAGAAACAUUCUCCUGUGGCAAGAAAAGACUCGCAAAAGGGGAAAGACCGAUCAAAACGAUCUGCUAGUUAUUCGUCAUUUUCAUCAGGAUCUUCACUCGGUGAAGAAGAUAUAAAUGUAGAUUAUCAUAAGAAGACAAGAAAAGAACGAGUACCUGAGAAAGAGUAUCGGGAAGAUGUGAAGAAAGAUAAGGAAAGAAGAAGAGAUAAAUAUGAUGAGCCUCGAAGUAGUCAUUUGCAUCCCCAAGAGGAAGCUAGAGACAUGUUUUUAGAGGAGCGAAGGAAAGAUGUUCCCUUGGAUUCCUAUUCAAGAGACCCCUACCCACAUCAACAAGAGCCACGUCUAGAAUCAUGGGAUCGUGACCGUGGUGGGUAUGAUGAUAGACAGCAGACCGGCCAGUUUGGGUCUCCAUAUGCUUUCGGUCGCUCAAGAGGACCGGAUCCAUUCAGAGGACGCUAUGAACCCCCCGUUAAAGGCGGUGGAGAGAGAGAUAGGAUGAACUAUAGACCGUACCCGGAACAGUCUUACAGUGGAGAUCAAGCUAGAUAUAGAGAAAGAGGAAACAGAGAGCCUUAUCCAUACCAGCAUGGCAGUGGAAGAAGAAACCCUACAGUUGAUGAUCCAUACGCAGUUGGUCGUUCUAGAGAUUCAUAUCAAGGGGUGCAAGAGCCUGCACCAGGUUACUCCAGGGACGAAAAACAGGGACGGGGAUAUCGCGGGGACUACCAUCCGGUGAAAGCUGAACAUGAUGAUUUCGAUGACCGGGGUCGCAAGAAGAGCUCUCAUCGCUCAUCAAAAGAGCCUGCUGACUAUGGCUCCAGAAGCCCGGUUUCCAAAAGAAGAAGCCACAGCCCAAGAGAAAGUGGAAGGGAGGACAGUAGAGACCGUUCAAAGUCAAAGAAACGAAAACGAGACGACGAAUCGGUCGAGAAAGAGCAGUCAGUCGAAAAAAGAAGCAAAAGAUCAAAAGGAGAUGCUAAGUCGGAGAGCGAGGCAGAAUCUGGUUCCGAGGCCGAUCCGAAAUCAGAAAGGGAUCGAAAAAACGCUGAUCACGAGAAAAAGGAGACCAAGCGUGUACAUAGAGAUUCGGAGAGCCACCAGCGACGAGAUGAAUAUGUGGAUGACAAACGUGAUAGAAAGUCUGACCGUAGCCGGGACCGUGAUAAAGACCGGGACAGAGGUAAAGACCGGGACAGAGACCGAGAUCGGGAUAGGCGUCACAGACCGGGAUCAAGUGGUGAUCGGUCAAGAACAAGCAAACCGCAGCCUAGGCCGGAAAAACGAGGCGAAUCAAAUGAAGAAAAUCGCGAUGGAGAUAAAGUUGAAGACAAAAGAGUUAAGGCUUUAAAGUCCUCGCACCGCCAGAGCUCACCAUCACGAAGGAGCGAUUCAGAUUCUGGAUCAAAAUCAUCGCAGAAAAGGGGAAAAGGCCGUAGCACACCACAAGAAGGGCAGGAUGGAAACAUUGACGAUGUGUACGAGAAGAUAAGUGACGAGGAGCUUGAUUUCUUUGAAGAGGAGAACGCCAAAGCGUGCAAGCCGGCGGCGCUCGAAGAUAUAGACUGGGCGACACUGGCGGCCAUCGCGCCUCCCUCGAAAACAGAAAGUACACAAGGAGAAUCUCAUCGCAGUAAACACUCAGCUUUGAGUGUCCUCAAGAGUAUUGGCUUCUCGCCUAGUUUACUGCGCAGUGAAACAAUAAAGAGCAUCCAGACAAAGUUUGCCGAGUCCGCGACAACUGGCAAAGAGCUGGAAGAUGAUUUUCUCGAUCUUGACACUGGAACUGGAGCUUUGGUUGCGAACAAAAUGAGGAACAGGCGGCGACGUAGAAACCUCGUUUCCAACCUUGCCAAUCAAGGAACUGUUCUUAGUAUGCGUAGAGAUAUAGGGAUUCGAAAAGAACUAAGGAUUCCCCCGAAUCGCCUUGAAAUGACAGACAACCUGUUCUGCAAUGCACCCUCUGCACCAGCUGACAGAGAGCUCUUCAUGGCGAGUGCGGCACUGUACCAGAAGAUUCCAGUUGGUGAAAGUGAACCAUCGUGCAAGAUUGUGCCAUCAUUAGUUGGCUCAGUUAUUCAAUGCGUCUACUGAUCUCACUUGUGACAAAGUUUUUGCUUUGAUAUGUCAGUUCACAUGUCAGAUCACAUGCACAGACUACUGGCUAAAACAUUUCGGCCCAGAAUUUUUUUGAGAUUGGGCUGCUCUCUUGGAAACAGUGAUCAUCUCAUGAUGUCUUCAAAUACUGUGAACCUGCGUAAUUUUUUCAGCCAUUUGUGUAUCUGCUUUCAGAAAGUAACCUUUUUAUUUGUACUAGUUCUUAACGACCCAAACUAUCUAUGAAAAACAGAUUUUUAUUUUAAAUAAA